This is a messenger RNA of Dufourea novaeangliae, 1301 nucleotides long. RefSeq names its product 2-acylglycerol O-acyltransferase 2-A-like. Gene Ontology annotation, cellular component: endoplasmic reticulum membrane. The record is from RefSeq and is a predicted model, not a curated record. NCBI's taxonomy places the organism in Eukaryota, Metazoa, Arthropoda, Insecta, Hymenoptera, Halictidae. The coding region runs from base 222 to 1271 and encodes 349 amino acids. The transcript has 6 exons. Gene Ontology annotation, molecular function: diacylglycerol O-acyltransferase activity. Gene Ontology annotation, biological process: triglyceride biosynthetic process.
UGAUCACCGUCGUUUGUCGCCUUUGAACACCCGAACAGACAAAAGUUCGAGUACUGUUUUCGUCUGUGGAAGGAUUCGAAAACCUUCGCUAAAACCGGAGGAACUCGAGAGGAACGGGUUUUGUGAUUCGUCUCGCGAAUGGACAGGCGUUUAACAGGUGUUCGAGGUGGAUUAAUCUGAUGAUAUCUUGAGUGAAAAAGUAAAGUCGACCGGGAACAACCAUGAAGAUCCUCGGCGUGAAGUUCGCUCCACUGAACGUGCCCCUGAAGCGAAGGCUGGAAACCCUAUCCGCGGCUAUAUGGAUCAUCUUAUUGGGUUUCGGCGAUUUCUUGGGCUACAUUAUCACCGUUUACCUGCUCCUCUACACCGAGACACUGCGCUAUUUCCUUCUGCUCUAUUUCGUAUGGAUGUACUAUGACUGGGACACGUGCAACAAAGGCGGUCGAAACGCUCGCUGGAUCACAUGGCUCAGGAAUUGCGGUUGGUCACAUUACUUUUGCAACUAUUUCCCAUUGAAGUUAGUGAAAACCACUGAUCUGGAUCCUUCGAAGAAAUAUUUGUUCUGCAGUUUCCCUCAUGGGAUCCUGUCGACUGGAGUUUUCGGAGCGUUCGGCUCGGAUGUACUCGGAUGCAGGGAACUAUUUCCGGGAUUGGACAUCCGCGUUGUUAUUCUCGAUCAACAUUUCAAAAUUCCUCUGUUCCGUGAAUACGCUUACCUGAGCGGCACCGUCAGCAGCAACCCGGAAAGUCUGAACUAUUUGCUGUCUGCGAAGCCCCAAGAACCAUUCACUGGAAGAGGAACAGUUCUGAUCGUCGGUGGAGCGUCAGAAUCAUUGGAAUGUAAGCCAGGCACAUAUCGUAUCCUGGUAAAAAGAAGAAAAGGCUUCGUAAAGAUCGCGCUGAAGCAUGGAACACCCCUGGUACCUGUUUUCUCGUUCGGAGAAACGGACAUAUACGAUCAAAUCUAUGGUUCCGAGGGCACGCUCCUGAAAAGAGCGCAGCAUUACAUUCGCAAGAAAAUCGGGAUCGCACCGAUCCUACUGAUAGGCAGAGGAUUCUUCCAAUACUCGUUCGGGCUUAUUGCUCAACGGAAACCCGUCACUGUCGUCGUUGGCAGUCCCAUGGAGCUACCAAAGAUCCCAGAACCGACCAAAGAGCAGAUCGACGAGUACCACGAGAAGUUCAUCAAGCAUCUGGUCGAUCUGUUCGAGAGCCAGAAGCACCGGUACGUGGCGAACGCCGAUUCAGUGACCCUCGAGUUGAUCUCGUGAUACGUAUUUACCAUACAAUAGUGGCUCGUU